AUGAGUGUUACGAGUGAAGAACUAAAUUAUCUAAUCUGGAGGUACUGUCAAGAAAUGGGGCAUGAAGUGAGCGCAUUGGCGCUACAAGAUGAAACAAGAGUAUUGGAUUUUGAUGAGAAAUACAAAGAGCAUAUUCCCAUAGGUACACUAGUAAAUCUGGUGCAGAGAGGAAUUCUGUAUACGGAGAGCGAGUUUCUGGUUGAUAAUAAAGGCGAUAUCAGCUCUUUAGAUGAACAGCAUCUUUCUGAGGACUUUAAUUUGGUGCAAGCACUACAAGUUGAUAAAGAAAAAUUUCCAGAAAUCUCUACUGAGGGAAGAUUUGCCUUAGAAAAUGAUUCCGAGAAUAAUAAUUUUGGCAAGAAUGACUCAGGCACGACUGAUGGACUAAGCCUAGGCUCUGAUGUGGCAUCUAGCGGUACUGGUGAUAGCCUAGAUGGAUUUGUCAAGACGUUGAAGGAGAUUACGAAGCUAGAUAAUAUUGUUUCCUCCAUUUGGAAUCCAUUGAAUGCAUCCAUUCUUGCAUACGGUGAAAAGGAUUCAGUUGCAAGAUUGACCCAAAUAAUAGAAACUGAACGAGAAGAAGGAAAACAUUGGGAAGCGAGAGUCAUAGCCGAAUUAAGACAUCCGUUUGCUCUAAGCGCAAGUAGUGGUAAGACAACGAAUCAAGUCACAUGCCUUGCCUGGUCUAAUGAUGGUAACUCGAUUGUAACAGGUGUAGAAAAUGGUGAAUUACGAUUAUGGAAUAAGGCAGGUGCACUUCAGAACGUUUUAAAUUUCCACAGAUCCCCUAUAGUCUCAAUCAAAUGGAACAAAGAUGGAACACAUUUCAUUUCCAUGGACGUAGAGAACGUCACUAUACUCUGGAAUGUCUUGAGUGGCACUGUCAUGCAACAUUUUGAGUUGAAGGAAAAUAGGGAAUCUUCCGCUACUGCUGAAAACUCAAACAAUAAUGGCGAGGAUUCACUUGGUGUUGAUGUCGAGUGGGUAGAUGAUGACAAGUUUGUCAUUCCUGGGCCUAAAGGUGCCAUUUUCGUAUAUCAAAUUACAGAAAAGGCACCUAUAGGUAAAUUGAUUGGGCAUCAUGGUUCCAUCAGUGUCUUGGAAUUUAAUGACACCAACAAACUUCUGCUAAGUGCGUCAGACGAUGGUACUCUAAGGAUAUGGCAUGGUGGUAAUGGUAAUUCUCAAAAUUGCUUCUAUGGUCAUUCACAAAGCAUCGUAUCUGCGUCGUGGGUGGGUGAUGACAAGGUAAUAUCAUGCUCAAUGGAUGGAUCUGUUCGUAUAUGGUCAUUGGAGGAGAAUACACUACUGGCGCUUUCAAUCAUGGAUGGUAUCCCCAUUUUUGUUGGAAGGCUAUCACAGGAUGGAGAAAAAUACGCAGUCGCAUUCAUGGAUGGGCAAGUGAACGUCUACGACCUAAAGAAACUAAACAGCAAGCUACUGAACCGUAAGCAACAAUCGUUGUAUGGCGGCAAUAGUUGCACUACCACGGGCAGCAGCAUUACAAUUCCACAACCCAUUCCUCUCUACGCUAGCUACCAAAGUAACCAGGACAACGAUUGUGUCUUUGACCUGUCGUGGAACCAUACGGGGGACAAAAUUUCUGUAGCAUAUUCGCUUGGGGAAGGUUCAGUUGUAGCCAUAUAA
Saccharomyces eubayanus is the source of this 1647-nucleotide messenger RNA. RefSeq names its product Sif2p (gene SIF2). Gene Ontology annotation, molecular function: transcription corepressor activity; protein binding. The record is from RefSeq and is a predicted model, not a curated record. The transcript has a single exon. Gene Ontology annotation, cellular component: Set3 complex. Gene Ontology annotation, biological process: regulation of transcription by RNA polymerase II. NCBI's taxonomy places the organism in Eukaryota, Fungi, Ascomycota, Saccharomycetes, Saccharomycetales, Saccharomycetaceae. The coding region runs from base 1 to 1647 and encodes 548 amino acids.